AUGAAACUAAUCGCCUCUUUGUUCUCCUCCUCCGCCUCGUCGUGCCCGUCGUCUCCGAAGGGGUCCGGCGGGGGGAAGAAGAGCAAGACGAAGAGGGGAUCCAAGGAGCGAUCCGCCUCGCGGAACGACGCCUCGUCGACCGGAUCGAGCCGCUCGUCGGGGGCCAGCGGCAGCGACUCCUUCUCCAAGGCCACCGCGCGCACCCCACGGACAGUCAUCAUCGGCCGCAACGCCUCCUGCCUUGAUGCGGAGUACUGGUCUCCCUCCCCCGCUGACCUCGCCUCCAAGGCGGUCGCCAUACUACCCCCCGCAGCAGGCCCAAAGCCCUCCCCUGCCGUCCCCCCAGCGGUGUCGGAGCUGUUCUGCGUGUUCGACCGCGACGGCGACGGGAAGAUCACCAAGGAGGAGCUGGAGCUGGUCCUGGGCCGGCUGGGAAAGUCGGACCCGCCGACCGAAGAGGAGCUGUCGAUGAUGAUGGCGGAGGUCGACCGCGACGGCGACGGCUGCAUCAGCCUGGAGGAGUUCGGCGUUCUGGCGCCCGUCCUGCCGUCCUCUGGCUGGGGCGCCGCCGCCAGCCUGGGGCACGACGAUCUGAGGGAAGCCUUCGGCAUCUUCGACGCCGACGGAGACGGUAAUAUCUCUGCAGAGGAGCUGCUGGGCGUCUUCCUAACCCUGGGGGACGAUCGCUGCACCCUCGACGACUGCCGCGGCAUGAUCCGCGGCGUCGACUCCCGCGGCGACGGCUACGUCUGCUUCGACGACUUCGUCCGCAUGAUGGGCGGACAAAGAUGA
Molecule: messenger RNA, 792 nt
Organism: Spirodela intermedia
Lineage: Eukaryota; Viridiplantae; Streptophyta; Magnoliopsida; Alismatales; Araceae
Source: the annotation of a GenBank genome assembly